AACCAAUGCUUUCACCGACCCUCCGACGGCGCUUGUUUCUGUCUUCCCUUAUCCUCGUCCUAGUGCUUGGAACAAUUGGGCAUGUCACCCUUAACGCUUGGUCCAUUCUUUAUGGGCUGAUGAUCGGUGUCUUUCUCACAGACUCUUUACCCUGGGACCUCGCACGCAAUGCAGCUGGCAUGCUAUCACAGGCGGUAGAAGCACCUGAUGCGAAGACUAGCACUUAUGGCCAUGAGUACGGAUUGGACCAUGCAUUACUGAAUAUCCCUCCGUGUGAGACGUUCUGGUUGAACAUGGGUUACUGGAAGAACACACGGUCCUUUGUGGAAGCUUGCAAAGCCCUUGCCAAGCUCGUCAUCGAUGCAGCGGACGUCAAAGAUGGGUCUCGGGUAAUGGAUUUUGGUUACGGCUGUGGUGACCAGGAUGUGUUCUUUUUGGAAUGCCACCCAAAUAUUACCAUUACUGGCGUUACGUCCGAACCCAAGCAAGCUCUUAUUGCGUAUUCACGUAUCAAAGCACGAAGUAUGCACAAGUCCAUCACAUUGUACGCCGGGGAUGCUGUCAAUCCAUCAACCUGGCGCCACAUUCCUUCACACGUAUCACCUCCCACCGACGUCCUAGAUCCUGCUACAUACGACGCGGUCAUCUCGCUUGAUUCAUGCUAUCAUUACUCUACUCGAUGGCAAUGGUUGAAUCAAAGCGCUUCGUUAUUACGGUUGGGGGGACGAAUUAGCGGGACAGACCUUGUUCUCGGUUCAGGCUAUGACGAAGGUGGAUAUUUCACGCAGUUUCUUCUCCGCGCUGCACUUUACUUCACGGGAGCGCCAUGGGAGAACUUCGUUUCCGAGCAUGUGUACAGAAAACGGCUUCAGGAAGCAGGAUUUGUUGGGAUAACGGUGGAAGAUAUUUCCGAGCAUGUUUUGCCCGGGCUGGCUGCGUUUAUUGAACAGCACAGGCAGAAUAUUGGGGGUGUCGUGGACAUUGAUAGAAAAUGGCGACAGUAUGAAGGUGCCGCAAAGCUAUUUAGAUGGCUCUAUCACAAAAAGUUGGUCAAGUUUGUCUUAUUUAGUGGAACUCGAUCUUGACCUUUUGAGUGACUGGCCAUUAAGACUUUCUGCUACUAUAUUUAUGUGUUAUGCAGGUAUGCUUGGUCCUUUUGGCCAUAUUCAUCGCUGAGCCGCUCCGACAACAUUGAAUUCUUGAUUUGCUCGUGAAUGUUCAUUGCCAACUAGCCUUCUGUCCAGA
Molecule: messenger RNA, 1245 nt
Organism: Spizellomyces punctatus DAOM BR117
Lineage: Eukaryota; Fungi; Chytridiomycota; Chytridiomycetes; Spizellomycetales; Spizellomycetaceae
Exons: 4
Coding region: 6-1085 (359 amino acids)
Source: RefSeq, a predicted model, not a curated record